GAGGGACGUACCCACCCUGCUUUUUCUAAAGAACCGUAGUCUCAGACGAAGGGUCACCCAGUUAUCUUGCGGUCCUGCCAUGCAUCUUACAUCCUCCACCCAUCUCAAUUGACUGUUCGUUUGAGCAAUUGAGCUUUUUGUCAUGUCGUUCAUCGCGAAGCACGUCCGUGCCGCGUACAGCGACAAGCAGACGCAUGUCGUGAUUUUCUCGGCAACGGCCAUCGCGCUGUAUGGCUACGACCAAGGAAUGAUGUCUUUGAUAAACACGAAUCACAAUUACCUGGCCACGAUGGGAAUUGGCAAAGAAUCGUCAAUCGUUGGUGUCAUCGUUGCAAUUUACUACCUGGGAUGCGCGGCGGGGGCUGUGCUCUUCUCGAAGCUGGCAGAUGUGUUUGGGCGGAAGAAGAGCAUUUUCUUCAGCUUGGCUUCGGCAAGUUUAGGAAACCUCAUCAUGUUCGUUGCGGGGUUCGGGUACUCGAAAGGAUCACUGGCGGUUAUGUUGAUAGGAAGAGUUAUCAUGGGCUUGGGCGUCGGCGGAAUCGACGCCGUGAUCCCAACCUACUCAUCUGAGCUUUCGGCGGACGACGCUCGCGGAAAAGCGCUGGCUCAGGAGUUCCAGUCGAACAUCUUCGGGCUCGUCAUGGCUUUCGGAAUCAACUUGGGAGUUACAAUCGCGCUUGGAAAAGAGAACCAAUGGGCUUGGAGAAUACCCAUCAUUGUGAUGCAGGUAUACCCCAUCCUGUUGAUGGCAUUUGUGGAAACUCUCCCAGAGUCCCCGCGAUGGUUUAUCUUCAACGAUCGAAUCGAUGAUGCGAAGGCUGCAUUGAGCGAUAUUUACGGCGAUGAGAGCGACAAGAAGUUUGAUGACUUGAUGGAACAACACGAGAAAGAGAAGGACGAGGUAGUAGGUUAUCUGGAUAUGGUCAACCCGUAUCACUCACAGUUUCACCCAACCAUGGUCACUGUCAUGUGUCAGAUCAACCAGGGACUGACAGGCUACGGAGCCGUCUCUGUCUACGGACCUCAGAUCUUCGGACUUCUCGGAUUCACCGUCCGCAUGUCCGAAUAUCUAACGCUCGGCAACUACACCUCGUAUUUUGUUUUGAUGACAUUCGCCUGGUUGCUCAUCGAUGCCCUCGGACGCCGCAAACUCCUCAUUCACGGUUCCGUUGUGCUAUCUAUAUCUUUCCUUCUUCUCGCCCUCUUCGGUGGCUUGUCUGAAAACAUCUCCACCCUCGACAUUCCCGAAAUCAUCCCUGGUCUCCUCGGCACAGUUGUUCUCUUCAUUGCAACUGGCGCCUUUGGUAUCGGUUGGCUCGCCACCGUCUGGCUCAUUCCCACCGAAAUCUUUCCGACGGUGUCUCGUGCUCAGGGUACAGCAAUCUCCGUCAUUGUGUGGGGAUUUGUGAACUUUGCCAUCACUUUCCUGACCCCGGUCAUGUUCAACAACUUAUCCUAUUUCAUCUUCCUGGUCUUUGCGGCUACGAAUGCGAUGGCAGGUGUAUGGACAUGGCUGUAUCUACCUGAGACGGGAGGGAGAAGUUUCGAUGAGAAUCAGCAAUUCUUCAAAGAGGCGGCUGAGGACGGGACGUGGCGGGUGAAGAAAGUAGCCAAGGGCGAGUGGUUGAAGUUGCUCUACCCUGAUCCAGAGGGCGAUGGCGAGAGUACUAUAGACGCAGAGAGAGUACCACUCCUGACGAGGGUAGGGGACCAAUUACCGGGCCUUGAGUAGAUGGAUAAAAUGCAAGGGGAUAGAGGUUCGUUGUUGUAUCACUAUCGGUAGAGAUCGUAUGUUGAUGAGAUGGAUGUUGAACUAGAUUAUCAUAGACAGCAUGAGACGUUGAGCGUGGAGGAAGACCAGAACCAUGGCGACCAUUUCUAAUGAACCGCAAUCGUAGACUUACAUGCCGUUCACUUUGCCCCAAUCCCACUUUGAAAAUGAGUCUGUCAGGGCGGAGUGAGUGACAGACCGACCGAGAAAGAGGUUCGACGAUAGCCCUCCAGAGCGAAUAGCACUUCAGGCAGAAGCGCCAUAAGAGUAACUAAAAGCCAAUAAAGAAU
Molecule: messenger RNA, 2061 nt
Organism: Dothidotthia symphoricarpi CBS 119687
Lineage: Eukaryota; Fungi; Ascomycota; Dothideomycetes; Pleosporales; Dothidotthiaceae
Product: general substrate transporter
Exons: 2
Coding region: 143-1732 (529 amino acids)
Biological process (GO): carbohydrate transport; transmembrane transport
Cellular component (GO): membrane
Molecular function (GO): carbohydrate:proton symporter activity
Source: RefSeq, a predicted model, not a curated record